AUGAUGAAGAGGCAGUUUAAUCGGAUGCGGCAGCAGCUGUCCCAUCCCAACAUCAUCAGCCGAACCCAAGAAGCAACCGAGCUCCUGCCAGAAGAUUUGCUGCAGAUCGAGCAAAGGAUCGAGCCAGCCAAGCGGGCAGCUCACAGUGUGUCCAAGAGGCUCCAAGCCUGCCUGCAGGGUCAAUGCGGCUCCGAGAUGGACAAGCGAGUGAAGAAGCUGCCCUUGAUGGCUCUGUCCAUGACGAUGGCUGAGAGCUUCAAGGAACUGGACACAGAGUCCAGCCUCGGGAAAGCCCUGGAGAUGGGCUGCUGCAUACAGAGCUCGCUGGCCAAAAUCCUGGCUGAGUUUGAGAUUGCCCUGGAGCAUGAUGUCCUGCAGCCGCUCAACAAGCUCAGUGAGGAGGAGCUUCCCGUCAUCCUAAAGCACAAGAAGACCCUGCAGAAGUUGAUCUCUGACUGGAACACCAUCAAGAGCCGGCUGAACCAAGCUGCCAAGAGCUCCAGUAACAGCUCUGGUGCUGGCACUGGCCCUGGGGCAUCUUCUGCUGGCAACAAACUGGAGAUCUUAAAGGAAGAGGAGGAGGAGGUGAAGAGGAAGGUGGAACAGUGCAAGGACGAGUACAUGGCUGACCUCUACCACUUCUCCACCAAAGAGGACAGCUACGCCAGCUACUUCAUCAGACUGCUGGAAAUCCAAGCCCAGUACCACCGGCAGUCCCUGGGAUCACUGGACUCGGCUCUGGCUGAGCUGAAGGAAAGCCACAGCCAGACAGAGCCCUCCUUCGCUGCAGACACCCUGGUGGUGGGGUACUAUGGUGUACCCCUAGAGACUCACCUCAAGAGCUUGGGCCGGGAGAUCGCGCUGCCCAUUGAAGCCUGUGUCAUGAUGCUGCUGGCCUCCGGCAUGAGGGAGGAGGGACUCUUCCGACUGGCAGCGGGUGCCUCAGUGCUGAGGAAGCUGAAGAGCAGUUUGGCCAGCGGCUCCAACACACUGGAAGAAUUUUACUCGGACCCCCAUGCCGUGGCUGGUGCACUGAAAUCCUACCUGCGGGAGCUGCCUGAGCCUUUGAUGACCUUUGAGCUCUACAAUGAAUGGGUCAAAGUGGCCAGCUUAAAGGACAUUGACAGCCGUGUACAGAGCCUGCAAGACACCUGCAGCCGCCUGCCCCGUGAGAGCUACAACAAUUUGAGGUAUCUGAUCAAGUUUUUAGCCAAGCUGGCUGAACACCAGGAGGUGAACAAAAUGACCCCCAGCAACAUUGCCAUCGUGCUGGGCCCCAACCUGCUGUGGUCACAGCAGAGCCCAGGAGACUCCACUGUGCAACUGGACUUGGCCUCCGUCUCCUCCAUCCAGGUGGUAGGUGUGGUGGAAGCCCUCAUCCAGAAUGCGGACACCCUCUUCCCUGGAGAGGUAGAUUUCAAUGUUUCGGGCAUGUUCACACCACCCAUGAACGGCGGACUUGGCGAGGCGACCCUGGUGGAAGAGCCAUCCCCUGAGCCCGCUCUAGCCAGCACCCCCACUCUCCCGGAUGGAGAGGCCACCUCAAGGGACCCCGAGGCUGGGUCCCAGCCGGCAUCCCCAGUGGUGACCAGACUGUCUCCCGAAGCCGUGGGGCCACCAGCUCCGCAGAUGACCGACAACACUGCCCGCAAAG
Pterocles gutturalis (yellow-throated sandgrouse) is the source of this 1654-nucleotide messenger RNA. It is a transcript of the gene SH3BP1, whose product is annotated as SH3-domain binding protein 1. The annotation marks the transcript as partial. NCBI's taxonomy places the organism in Eukaryota, Metazoa, Chordata, Aves, Pterocliformes, Pteroclidae. The transcript is spliced from 17 exons. The record is from RefSeq and is a predicted model, not a curated record. Gene Ontology annotation, biological process: signal transduction; regulation of actin cytoskeleton organization; regulation of Rac protein signal transduction. Gene Ontology annotation, molecular function: protein binding; GTPase activator activity. Gene Ontology annotation, cellular component: intracellular anatomical structure; cytoplasm; cytosol.